Aureobasidium uvarum is the source of this 1734-nucleotide messenger RNA. The record is from the annotation of a GenBank genome assembly. NCBI's taxonomy places the organism in Eukaryota, Fungi, Ascomycota, Dothideomycetes, Dothideales, Saccotheciaceae.
AUGCUCUCGUUAAGCACUUCUGGCGUCUUUGUCUCACUCAUAUAUCUCGUUGGCACUGUACAGUCCCUGCACAUACACCGUCCUCAUAAACAUGAAAUCAUCCGACGUGACAAUACAACCAUCUCAUUACAGCGCGAACCCAGCUCAGCACCAGCGACGCAAGCUGCUGAGUUGCUGGAGACUGUCACUUCUAUACAGGAAGGCUUAUCCGACCUACCGCAAGAUGUACUAGAGUUUCUCAAGGCAAUUGAUGAUCGUCUGCACGAACAAGAGGCUCUACUAGCAAGCCUGCUAGCUGUCUUUGCGACUGCGUCAGAGGCAGCACCACUAUCGACAACGUUGGCCAUCGCCAAUGCAACAUCGACCCAACUGCUUGUGUCUUCUAGUACAAGCUUCAAGAUCUCAAGCCCUACGACCGUUGAUACCUCUUCUCUGACCAUAGCGACUGCGUGCCGUCGUGGUGGAGCAGACCCACUCGUUCCCUGCUCUUCCUCGUCCGACCAGGUUUCUCCAUCAAUCUCGACUACCACCUCAUCAACACCAAGAUCUCGCGUCACUCGAACUUUGACCAGAACAACGCACAUACCAGUGUCGGUCACCCCCUUUGUCCAACCUCUACCAUUCUCAAACACCACGAACUCUGGAGAGACAGUUCAAGAGACAUCAUCCGCAUCUUCAAUACCUGUGCUGCCCAUACCAUCCGUCUACAGUCCCCCAGACACUAAUGGCCCGAGCAUCAAUACGACUGCAACAUCUGCGGAUUCACAAGCCAUGGCACCCUACAACUCUGUCCCAUCUCCCACAAGCACCAACUACAUCUUCAAGACCAGCCGACAGAACAAUGUCGCUGUCUACUAUGGCCAAACGCCCGAUACCGGAACCGGCGACCUAUUGCAACUCUGCCAAAACAGCAAUGUCGACAUCGUAGUCCUAGCCUUUGUCACAUCUUUCUUCACAAACGGCGGCUUCCCUUCUGCCAACUUCGGCCCUAGCUGCAAAGGCAGCACAACAGCCCAACAACUUCACGCUCCCGGAUUAGAAGACUGCACCGACCUCGCGCCCGAAAUUGUAAGCUGCCAACAGCUGGGCAAGCCCGUACUCGUCUCUUUAGGCGGCUACUACUCUAAUGUAACCUUUGCUUCCGAUACAGAAGCCAUCCAACUGGCUAAAAACCUGUGGGAUCUGUUUGGCGGAGGAGAUGGCUUGGAUGCCUCCUUACGACCCUUUGGCGACAUUAUCAUUGAUGGCUUUGACCUCGACAACGAGUCUAAAGAUUCUACCUCAUAUACCACUUUCGCGCAAGCCCUCCGCACGCUAUUUGCUUCCGACACGAGCAAGAAGUACUAUCUCUCUGCUGCUCCGCAAUGCCCCCGCCCAGACGCCAGUAUUCCAAUCUCUGCAAUGGCGCUCUGCGACUUUGUCUUUGUACAAUUCUACAACAGUCCUUCUUGCGAUCUAUCCUCUGACGGCUAUGCUGCCUCGUUUGGUGGUUGGAGUGAUGAGUUGUAUGCGGCCAACAACAAAACCAAGCUCUUUAUCGGCGCUGGUGCUUUCGAGGGUGCGGGAAGUGGGUAUGUUGAGGGUGCUGCAUUGGGACAUCAGAUCAGUCUUGCAAGACAACUCUAUACAAGCAAUCUUGGCGGUGUCAUGCUCUGGGAUGGGGUCGAGGGAUUGGCGAACGUGGAUGAAUACGGGAAUGAUUAUUUGGUUUAUGCCAAGGGGAGUUUGCAGUAG